CGACUUACAUAUUUAAUAUAAUUUUGUUUAUUUAUUUACAAAUAUUUAUUUAUAUAUUGUAAAUGACUUGCACAAUUAAUAUUAUAUUUAAUUUAUUUAUUUACAAAUAUUUAUUCACAUAUAUUUAUUUAUAUAUCUUACACACGGUAAAUCGUGCCGGCUGGUCUAAAAUCGUAUAGAGGUAAUGAAAACGUGCAGUCGAGUAGCGUUGCCGCUCGAUCUAUUUUUAACUCGUGACGGUAGCCGCGCGGCCUGCGCGGGCGCAUAGACCAGUCGAAAACUACCGCUUUGCUGGACAGUUGUUUUAAUAUUUGAAUGUCGCUUUCGCUUAUUUAAUAUAUAUAUGCUCGCUAAUUAUUAUCUUUGUUUGUGUCCUAGAUCUUGUAAUGUAUAUAUCUGUGCUUGUAUAAUCUUUCUCCUUCUGUGUUUAUGUGCUUAUGUGAGUUGUGAACAUUGUGUGAACGUACUUAAACAUUUUACAACAAUUAAAGAGUUAAAGCUAGAAGACCCUUGGGCUAAACGGUGCGCGCCGCCUGGCUACGUGGAGAAUAAGGAUGAAAUGGGCAGACGCUGUGGCCUCGCUCCCCCACCGAAUAUGCAAGAAGUCCUAAAGAAAGCCUCGGAAUUUGCUAAGGAGUGUAUUAGCAAAAAACAUGUUGAUCUACGCAAAUGUCUCACACAGAAAGACGUCGCCAGGGCAUUGGACGAGCUCCGAGGGGCCACUAAGAUCGUUUUCCCUGCUGGAUUACCACCGCACGAUCCUGUUCGCAUGGAACUGGAUAACGUGGAAGACUUGUCUGGUACUCAAGCUGCGAACGAGGUGAUUGACCCGUCGAGAGCCUGUAUGUGGUAUUGUGGCAAGAAAUUUUUGAGCGGAAAUAAGUUGAGCGAUCAUUUGGGCAAAAACAAUAAGUCCAAAGUGACGGUGAAGCUCUGCUCAACGUCCGAAGGUGCUCCAGGUCGCGAGCCCAUCCUGACAGAAGAUGAGCGGAAACAACUGAUGCUCCAUGCUUACAGGAAGCAGGAAGAAUGGAAGAAACUCGAGCAAGAUGACGACGACAACUACCUGAACUCGAAGUGGGCUGAUGGGCAGAAUCUGAAGAGACAGUUCCACGGAUUAAAUGAUAUCUCUUGGAAGCCAAUUAUAAGGAAAUGAAUGUAUUUUUUAGUUUCUAGGUUUUCUUGCAUUUUGCUUUAAUACUUUUUCCGUUAUAAUUAAUUUCUGUGAAUCAUGAUACUUCAACCAAAUUUAAACCUUAACGCCAAUCAUCCUGAAUGACACACUUAUAGCAUAUUUAUCGUUUAUAUAAUAAUCAGGGCCGUAGCUAGACUCCGAAAAAAAAAUCUGUCUAAUUUUCUUGGAGCCUUUUAUUUUAAGGUAGGACAUUGCCCCUUAAUGCCCCCCCCCCCCUUCACAGCUACGACUAUGAUAAUAAUACAUUUUUAUAAUAUCCUAUUGCCUGUUAUUUGAGGCCAGUGUUUCUGUUUACCGUUUAUAUUCACAGCAAAACUCGAGUUUUGAUUACACAUAGUUCAUCCAUCUUUUCUAGGGUCGCUCUCUUCUUUUACAUAUCGUCACAGUCGUAGAAUACUGACGGAUCUGACGAACAUUACGUAUAAAGAUCCGUCAGUAUUCUACGACUGUGACGAUAUAUACGCUUUCUUAUUAAAUACCUUUAAUAUAUUACUUAUAGAUACUUCUUCCUAUCACAUGCUGUUAUAUCAUUUAAUUAGGUUUAUUAACUUUAUCAUCGUUUCUGUAUAGAGUAAGCAGAGAGACAAAGUGGCAAAGGCCUCCAUCUUUUCAUUCCUUACAGUAACUGUGUAGGAUUGUGUUAUAUUAAGAUAUCUGAUUGUAGUUCGUUUGAAUACUGAAUAUAUAUUAUUCUUUAUCUUAAUUACAUAUCUGUUUUAUUCAUUAAACUGUUAUACUAUGACAUAACAUAAGUUUGUAUUUACCAGAGGGAGACUUUGUACAAAAGUCGUUUGCUUGGGUACCUCUGUCCUAUUCGUGUUUCAACCGUGAAGCAGUUGUGUUUGCAUGGCUGUGUUUCGGUUUGAAGGGUGGAAUAUGGCGUGAAUUUACUGGGUACGGAGGACUAACAUCUGAGACCUCAGGAAUGGCAACGCAUGGGGGGUAUGGGCGAAACAGUAUACUCUGUUAUGUCCAUGUACUGCUCAUGUCUAUAGGCGACGGUUACCACUUUUUAUCAGGUGGGCCGUCAGCUUGUUUGUCAUUCUAAGUUGUAUAAAAAAAAAUAUUUGUUAAUAUCAGAUUGAUACUUCGAUAUGAAAUGAAUCUAGAAAUAAUACGAGAUUUGGAAAUAGUUGAAUGGAUUUAUGAUAGAUACUAUAUAGUUGGAAUAGUCGUUUAUAGCACUGGAAGGAGCAAAUAAGCUUAAUUUACAUGCUAAUCAAACGUCAUAAAAUUAAACAAAUUUUUAUUAUUAAUUAUUGUAAUUAUUUAUAUUUAUAAUAAGUUUACUAUUGUAAUCUUUUGGAGGAAACAAAGAGUAUCUAUCUAUCUAUUAAUCUAUCUAAUUAAAACUGUUAUUUAUUUAAAGCCUAUUACACACUAAACGAUUACUUGAAUGACAAACGUGCAUAGUAUCAGAUAAUCAUGCACGGACUUUUAGCGACUAUGUAGUUUUAGACAUAGCACAUUUAAAUAAAUACACAUAAUGUUAAUAGAGAUUUGAAACAUUGUCGACCCUGAAGAAACCUCUUUAUCCUUUUAUUGAUGAACCCCAUGUACUCCAUUAAAUCUCCCAUGUAUAGUCACCAUUUAAAUUAAAGCUUCUUUCUAUCACAUCUUUAUAUUCUAGAAAUAAUAGGAUUUCAUCGUGCCUCCGAUCAAACUGUUUAUAAUUACUCCUCUCCAUCCAAAGGUUGGCUGGAAGAGAUCGAUCUUUUAGCGAUAAGGUUGCCCAUUGUUUUUUC
Galleria mellonella (greater wax moth) is the source of this 2940-nucleotide messenger RNA. Its product is annotated as cilia- and flagella-associated protein 298-A. Lineage: Eukaryota; Metazoa; Arthropoda; Insecta; Lepidoptera; Pyralidae. The transcript is spliced from 4 exons. Gene Ontology annotation, biological process: regulation of cilium movement. Bases 344 to 1156 code for a protein of 270 amino acids. The record is from RefSeq and is a predicted model, not a curated record.